CUGUUCUAAGUCACUAAGCUACUAGAAAAUUGCUAGUUGUAAAGUAGACUGAAUUCUUGUUGCUUAUUUUCCAUUUAAUGUUUUAAUGGCACAUGUUUCUCACUUAAUUUACAGCUUUGACUUUUUGCAUUUUUUUUUCUGGGAGAUAAUCAGGCUAGCUUUUGUAAGCAUUUAGCACUGUAAAAUAUAAAAUUUUCAUCACUGUUCCUUUAGGGGAGACAUACUUUGGUUACCAAAGCUACAUACUGCUGUUGUAUAGCCUCUAGGAAAUGUGUGACAAUUAAGGACAGUUCAAAGCUAAUCCAUUUUUAAUUUUAAAGUACAAUUUUUACCUUUUUUUAGAGCCAGAACUUUGAACUAGAAUAUUAGAAUCCAUAAAUUCUUAAAAAAUUUGAAAACAUUUUGCAAAAACUAUACUUUCUGAUGUAUAUUUUUAUUUAUGGGUGAAUGUGUUCAAAGCUUUUGAUAAGCUCAUCUAUCCUCAAACUCAAGUAAAAGCAUACACUUUGUCUUAUUAAUAGACAUUGCUGCUUGUAAAAAUGAAUUUUAAGCAUUUAGAGAGAAAGCUCUAUAGCUCUUACUUCAGCAUAUCUGGCCAGCCCUCAAUUUUUCAGGUGUCUAAGCACAUAGCUGCCUCAAAUAUGUGCUUAUUGCCUUGUAAGAUGAAAACCUGAACUGUGAUAUUUUGAAUUUAUUUUCUUAAGAUGUGAGGUUUCUUUCUGCAUUUUUACAUGUAAACAGAUUUUGCUAUUCAUGCUGUCAUAAACAAAUCCUGUAAGCAUUGCCUCUCUACAGCUAUUGGCAGCUUGUGCUCUGGAUUCUCUAGGAACGUGUGGUGUCAGAGCUGAGUUUGUCUCUAAAAACCAGGAGUGGUGAACAUCAUAAUAUUUGUUAUUUGUGGCACACCAUUGUGGGUCCUCCUUCCCCAUGCAGCUCUCUCUGGUUUGCAGUGUCCCUGCCCUGUAGUGCCAAGCAGGAUGUUCCCAGAACAGUGGAACUGGGACUGCCCUGGCAGGAAGUGCUGUGUCCUGUAGACUCCUUCUGUUUGCUGAAAUAUCAGCCAAGACUGUUUUCCCCCUCCAACUUGAAUAAUUUCAGGGUAUACCUAAGUAUCAAAUGUGCAAGUGUGUUGAUGUUAUUUUUACAAAAGGCUAAGUGCACUAAUUUAGGAUCCAUUCAGGCUUCAGUAUGUUCCACCCACUUCAGUCUGAGUUUGGAAACAGGAUUUGAGACUGCAGCACCUGACAGCUGGAAUGCUUUACAGAAGUCUACAGGUAGUAGACAGGACACAUAUGAUUGGAGUGCCAGACCAAAACUGAAAUGUGAAAUUCCUCACUGUGACUUUAAACUUGUAGCUUUCUAGAGAGAAAAAAAAAAAUAUAUAUAUAUAUUGUGCCUUAAACCAGUAAAUGAAUACACUCUAACUGUAGCCUGUGGACUUCCAUGGCCUUAUAUUCGAUUUUUGAAGUUGACCAAAAAUAUUUGUGUGGAUCAUACUGAAACUUGACUUGGGGAAAAUGCUUAAAAAAAAAUCAUUUUGACCCCAUGUUACACUUAGAGAAAUGAAGAUUUAUGACAAGUACAGCAUAUUUUUUGUUUGGAAUCACACCAACCAAAGUCAGAAAGCUUUAGCUGACCUGAAUUUUUCAAGCAUUUCUGUUGUGACCAAAAGAAAAAUAAGGAAGGAAAACAAGUUGCAGAUAUCUGUCUCAGCUUUGAAGUCUCUGUGUCAAAUUAUUUUUAAACAUUUUAAUAUUUGGUCCUCAAUAAAAAAAAAAAAAAUCUCAAUUUUAGUUUAAGCAAAAUACUGUAUUUAAGCCAUUAAAUAGCAAAAUCUUCACCAGUGCAAGAAGAAAACUUGACAGGGGCAGGGUUGAUUGUUUGUGUUAAGGCUCCAGAACUUAACUUGUGUUAAGUUUUGAAUACUAAAUUUUACAUUUUAGGAAAAAUAUUCACAUGUAAAUCCCUGAAAGUUCACAUGUAGAUUCUCUUUUUUGGAGAAAAAAAAAAUGUACUUUUUUCAUCCUAACUCAUUAAAGAAAACUAGAAAUACUUAAGAUCUUAAAAUCUUGUUUUGAUAUAGUAGAAGGAUUUCUUAUGUGUAUUUUUUAAUACAAAGAGCUCAGGAAAAGCCACUGCUGGCUUUUCUUAUUUGUCUAUAGAGGAUUCUUUGUGUGUUUUGAACAAACCCUCCAAAUUUUGAUUUCCCCCCUCCCAUAUAGCACUGAACCUUGGAAAGUGAUGCCAUCUCAGAGGUUAUUGUUGUGCUGGGGGUAUUUAGACAUGCACACAAACAACUGCCUGUCAGCUGCUGACAGAGCUGGUUUGGAGCAAUACACAGCAAAGUUACAAAACAUUUCCUUUCACUGAGCUCCAGCUUCAGUCUGGCUGCUGCUGCUGCUGAGCACAACAUGGAACACACAAGCUUUGUGUCUUCCCUGCUGCUUAAACUCAUUCCAGUCACCUCACUUCUUAUUUUGUGGUGAUGUUUCAGCACUCCUGGCCAUUGGUGAUUUGCUAGCUACUGGAAUGUUCUAGUACUGAAUCCCUUGAGAAGGUAGAACUACUGUUAAGGCCUUUAUGUAUGAUGAUAACUCAAGAGAAACUGUCUAACUUGAUUCCCCACAGACCUUUUAAUUGUUUUUUCAAGCACAAAGAGAGAAUAAUGUUGGCCAAAAUACCUGGUUUGGCUGAUUAGUGAGGAGGGAAGGAUUUGUUGGUCGCCAAAGGAUUUAAAACUUUGAAGAAAAUAUGUAAUUUUGGGGAAAAACUUAUCACUUCUCAAGCAAUCUGUCUUAGAAGUUUUUAACUCUUCCUCUGUGUUAUUAUGUAGCUACUACAAAUCUGAUGUUUUACAUGAACUCACUCUUAAUAUUUACAGGUUUUUAGAGAUGUUGACAGGGUCUUAUCCAUAAAUGUUUGAAUAAUGCUAUAGCAAAUUACUGUGCUUAUAAAAGUGUUUGUAAAUAAAUUCUUACACAUCAUGUCAUGUAUCAUAAACUUCAGUAAAGCCCUUGUGAGAUGCUGAGAAAAGCUUGGUGAAGAGGUGUUGUGAUUUGAUGUUGCUGAAAGAUGAAAUCUCACAGUCUUUAAAAACUACAUUUAGAUAUUAUUUUGUUGUAGUUGUGGGCAACUUGAUUGGGAGCUGCUCUGGGAUGUUCCUAUUUUGUUUCCUGGUUUCCCUGGCUGCAGUGUGUACUUCAGUUUGCUUUUUGUCUAUUUUCUUUUACCUAAGUGUGCAUGACUUUAAGUACAUUGUAUAGCAAAUCCCCUGCUAAAGAAACACUUCUGUAUAUUUUUGUAUGGCAUUCCAACGUGCUUGCAUUGGUACAAAUGGUUGUAAAUCACAAAAAGUGCCACUUGCCAGUGCUGCUCUGUGGAGUGUUGUGUCACCUGUAUGCUGUUGUACAAACACGCUGAUGAGUGCUGUGAGCAGUGUUUGCCUUUAGUCUUGCCUCAGGUACUGAUGUGGAGCAGUUUGGUGCUUUUCCUUCUGACUUGUAAUACUUGGGAUUCUAAGCAGAAAAUAAAAGUAGUAAACAAAAAGCCUUGUGGUUGGAGCAGUGCUUUAACAGGUGCUUCUUUCACAACUCAAGUAUAGUGCAAUAAAGAUGGUUAGAUAGACAGGAUGAAGCUGGGCUCACUAUCUUAACUCCAAAACCUUAGGCUUCAUGGCUGGGAAAUGCAAUAAAAUUCAAAGUGUUUGCUGAAUAAUACAGUUUACAUAGAGCAUCAUAUGUAUAAAACUUGUUCUCAGCUAAACUAGUAUAGUUUAAAUUUUUGCAUUUCAGAGGUGAAUUGUGUGGAGUUGAGCAAGCAAUGCUAUCAGCAUUUUCAUCUUCACAGCAAUUUAAUUCAAACAUACAUGAACAUUACUUCCUGUGCCAGAAAGGUUAUAUAAUUAGUACAGACACUUUGAAAAGAUUUGAUUUAUUGAAGAUGUUUAUCAAGAAAACCUGAUGCUUAAAUUUGGGUGCAUUAAAAAGGCAGCCCCCUAACAUCUGGCUUUGACAGCAUUUGUUAAACUUAGCUACUGUCCUCAAAAAUGAGGAUGCAAUUUAAUUCAGUCAGUGUAAGUAUACUAAUAGUAUUUUAAUAUUAAUGUGUUCGGCUUAUAUUUGACUUUCCCUGAAGGAAAGAAUUGAAAUUACUAAAAAAAGACCAGCCCACACAUUAAAAUGAGCUAUAGGCCUAAACAGACUUUUUAGCUCCAACAGUUUCACAGAGCUUUAGCUCAAGAAGCAACAAUACAAGUGUGUAUGGAAUUUUUUUUCAGACAGCUCACAGAAAAUACAUGUUAAUUGAAUCUCUUGCAUAUCUGCAUGCUUCAUCAGUCACCCACAUUGCCUGGGUUCCUCCAGUAACAAAGCUUCUUUCAUAUUUGCAGAUGACUUCAGAAUGUUUUAUUAGCUGAAUACACUGCAUAUCCCCAGUUCUUUGUAAAGAAAUCAAUGAAAUAAAUUAACUGAGGGGAAAAAAAAGAGAAGAAAACUGCCAGCUCUUCUGGCUUUUUUUUUCCCCCCUCCUCUUUCCAAAGGCUGUAAGUCUUGCCUUUUCCCCUUCCUGUCAUUUUCUCUACGGGAGCAUAUUUCUACUUCUAGGUCAAAUAAGUAUCUACCUAGAAGAUCAGCAAAGACAGUUCCCUUAUGCUGGGACCUGCCUUUUUCAAGUUUUUCUGCUGCUGAUCUAUUCUUGAUGAGUCCACUUUCUGGAAGUUGAGUGUUAUGAAAUGUAAUUGAUGGGGCUUAAAGGAUUUUCUUUUUUGUGUGUAUGAUUUUUUUAAAAAACUCCAAAUAUGCAGAAUAAUAAACAAGCUGGAUAAGUUGUCUUGAAUUUUUAUAGAUUGCUAUAGUCAUGAAAAUAAGCUGCUGUAUUAGCAGAAGGGAAUAAGAGCAGAAACAAGUGCUAACUAUGGAGUUACCAAGUGUCCUCCCCUUGGCCAGUGCAUAUCCUAGGGACAUCUGGGUUUCUUUGUCAUCUUUGGGAAUGGAAGAAGUGGUGCUUGGGAUCACCUUGAAAAUAACACUGCUAGGAUUUUGUUUACUGUGUUGCUAAUGAUGUUUGGAUAUCCAAAACUUCACCUUCCUGGAAGGGUGGUGGCAGGUUUUUAUUUUGCUUUCAAAAUUUAAACCAAAGAAAAAUGUAAAGCUUCUAGUCAGACAUAAACAUCUACACUCUGGAGUACGGUCAAAUAUUUUAAUUUUAACAUGUCUAUUUAGGGACAUAUUUUAUGUGAUGCUAAAUCAUGUAUCAUCUACAUAGUGGAGAGAAGAGUGCAGUGAAAUAAUAAAAAUUAUGAGCAGCUUUGAUAUGAAGAAUGCUAUGCACUAAGGCCAAGGUAAAUGAGCAGAGUCCUCCUUGCAGCCUUUGUCUUAGUUUCUAGUGUGACAGGAGGAUAUUAACUGCUGAUAAAAUCAGGGUAGGAAAGCAAUGCUUCCAUUAAAAUGUUAUGAUUUUGGAUAUUGAAACAGACCUUACUUUUUCCUCUCUUUUUCCAGCAUCAAGAGAGUGAUCCAUAUCUCAUUUACUUGAAAACCAUUAGUCACCAUUCUAGAGAUACAGCUAAUUACUUUUAACUAAAAAUAAUAUUUUGAUAAAGCUGUGCCAUUUCUCCUGGGAAUUGUUUUAAACUUCCUGUAUGCCUACUUCCAAUUUCUGCAAUACAGCUUGGGUGGAAUUUGUACUGCACUGUUCGAUAGCAACAGGUCUGAAGAGCACCAAGGAUGAAAUUCUCAAGGGUCUUGAUGUCAUGGUUGGAAAUGGAAUCAUUACUGUAUUUUUGAGCUCCUGCUAACGUCAUUGACACCCACCUACAGUCUACUAGAAAUAUAAGUGCAGAGAUCAGGUUGUUCACAGAUUACGAGGAGACCAACCAAGAAGGGGCAAGCCAAAGCCAAAUUCCCUGGCAGUCUGUUCAUCUCCAGCAUGUGGAAAGUGCUGCUCCUGGGUCUGUAUGUAGUAUUGGCUGUGAGAGGACUGGCAAAGGGUGCUCCUUUCCAACCAGAAGAUAAAUGGAAGCCUCUUGAUAACCCCCGAAACAGAGACCUGUUUUUCAGAACGCUCCAGGCUUACUUCUCGGGCAGGGGUCUCGAUCUCAGGAAGUUCCCAACUUCUUUCACUGUGAGCAAUGAAGGACCAAGGCUCUACUCAGAUCCUAUUGCUUCUGCAUUUGCAGAUUAUGAAGAAAAGAAAAAAUCCUUUCAGAACUAUUUCAAAGGCUGAAAGAUUCUGCUGAUGAAGGCAUUAACUUCAGAAGUCCAUGCCAAGAGGAAACCUUCACAGAAAAAUUUUACUGCUUCGACUUUUUAACUGUUACCUGACAAUUCCGAAGUUUCUUCACUGUUUCUGCCAGUAGAAUCUGGUGUCCUGCUGCAAUGAGCAUUAUUCCGUCUGUUGACAAAGCUAUGUCUGUGAGCAGAAUUGUGCUUAAAUGUGAAUAAAUCGGGAGUGCAACAGCGUGCAUUUACCCAUGCCAAGUGUGUUUGUUCAAAGCUGGGAAAUAAACGUUCCUUUCCGUUUA
Serinus canaria (Common canary) is the source of this 6520-nucleotide messenger RNA. RefSeq names its product chromosome 7 C2orf66 homolog (gene C7H2orf66). The record is from RefSeq and is a predicted model, not a curated record. The transcript is spliced from 4 exons. Bases 5926 to 6222 code for a protein of 98 amino acids. Lineage: Eukaryota; Metazoa; Chordata; Aves; Passeriformes; Fringillidae.